Molecule: messenger RNA, 3628 nt
Organism: Purpureocillium takamizusanense
Lineage: Eukaryota; Fungi; Ascomycota; Sordariomycetes; Hypocreales; Ophiocordycipitaceae
Gene: RAD9
Product: radiation sensitive protein rad9, variant 2
Exons: 2
Coding region: 610-3471 (953 amino acids)
Biological process (GO): DNA damage checkpoint signaling; positive regulation of transcription by RNA polymerase II
Cellular component (GO): nucleus
Molecular function (GO): histone binding
Source: RefSeq, a predicted model, not a curated record
GCGCCAUGCGCAAACCAACAGCACCAUGACGCGCUUGGAGUCGCUCGCGGCAGGGGAAAAGAUGGCCUUGGAGGGGAACGGCGAGUCACAAGACAGCCAGGCCAUCUUCGACGCCCAUCAGGCCCUGUUCGGCGUCGGCACGCUCAGCAGCUCUCCCAUCGCCACUCGCUUUCUGCCUACCGGGGUUGAAGUGGAAAAAGGUGAAAGGCCUCCUCCCAAGUCGGCUGGUGAUUCUCCCUCUGUCGGCGUGGAAGUGGACCGUGUUUCCUUGCCGCCGAGUCGCAGCGUCGAAACCAAGGUGAGCUUGUCUGGUCUGGGCUGAGGCGCAGAUGAUCCUGGUCAACCACCCAUGAACACUGACAGCCCCAGGAAAAGCAAGUAUUGACGGGGUUGCCUCUCGCCGGUGUCGUUCGCGAACCACCCAUCAUCAGGCAGAAGCGGCCGAAUCUCGUCUCGUCUGCGCCACCACGCGACACGCUUCUAGUUGUCGAUGACACUCUCCCCACCGACGGGCACCGACCUGUUCUUCAACAUGACAUUACGACGACGGUAGACCUCGACGAGAAGCCGUCUUCGGCAACGGGCGCACCGCUUGUGCCGCCGCGAAAGAUGGAUACCUCACAAGAGACGCCAACCCAAGUCAACGAGGACCGCGACUACAGCGCGUUUUACGAAGCCGCGCCUUCGAGCCCGACCGACAAGCCGACGCAGCAGCGCACCGGCGAAACGCGGACCUUGCAGGCCGGAGAUACCGGAGCCGUGAACUUUAGCAACUUCAGCGACCACGUGCGUCCGUCCUCGCAGGCAUCCGAGGAUGAAGGCUUCGACACGACGAGGGGCGAGUGGCGCACGGCUGAUGGCACGUCCCAGCUCAACUCCAACGCCGCCGCAUACACGCCAUAUAAGACCCACGGACUGCAGCCAGAAACCCCCGCGCUGCCCAAGAACCCCUUCGCAGCCAAGUCAAAUGGCGCCGUCCCCUUCGCUGCGAGUCAGCUCUUUGCGCAGACGCAGCAGGUGUCGUCUGCGGUUAAGGCCAGUCCGACGUCGUCGCGGCCGUCGCCGAACCUACUGCUCAACUCCAUAUCACCAAACGUGUUCGAGACGUCGCCGCUCAAGAAUCGAGCAAAUGUCUCGUCACCUACCGACAUACGCACAUCGAGCCCGUCUCGUCUUCACGAGAUCCCCGCCACCGUUGCCAAGAACAGAGUCGGCGUCGCCGUGCAAGAAGAAGAUCCUAUAGAAGGAAGGUCGUCACGGGAAGAUCGUGUCCCUGAGUCGCCGACUAUCUCGUCGAGAGCGGCUCCAGGGCGUGAGCCUUUGUCACACUAUGAACCAAUGAGGGAGUCGCAAGAGCGAAAGACUAGCGGCGACGGUCAAGUCAUUGACGUCAACGUGGACGAUGACUACGACGAGGCAUUCCUCCAGCGCGAGAGGAGAAAGCGGGCUGAGAGGAAGCGCGCGCAAGCCGCGCAGGAAAUGGAGAAAAUAAGCAUCGCAAGACUCUCGAGGCGGAACUCGUCUGACAAUCCAACGAGGAAGAAGCGGAGACUGAACAGCAUGGGGGAGAUCACCAGCAAGCCUCUCCCUGACGGGAGGAGCAAGCAGCAGGAUCAAGUAGUUGGCGACUCGCAAAAGGCUCCCACGACAUCGGCGGAGACACCGCUGGAGUCGACGAAAGCGACACCAGGUGAAGAGCCUGCACAAACACCGGCGCGGGACUCGAAUGCCGAUGCGGAGCCGGAGCGAAGCAGAGAGAUGGCGUUGCUUGAGGAGGAUCUGAUUCCGGCUACCAGUCCGAUGCAAUUCUCCCCGCCCGGUAAUGUUCAGGGUGUACAGCCAGCAUCAGAACCGGACCUUCCAAUAUUGAUGGAACGCAAUGAAUACCCUAAUGGAGAAGCCAACACCGCCGAAUCUUCCUCUCUUCCACCUAUCCGUUCACGUCGCAGGACCUAUGGGAAACUAAACAAGCGACCGCAUCGAGGCCAUCUGCUCAGCUCCUCGGCCUCGGACCCAUUGCAAGCAAAGGCAGUGGAUGAAUUAUGUCCGCCAGUACCCAGCCUAGCCAGCCCUACAAGCACGGCGUCUACAGUUGUUCCAAGCAAGGCCAAGGAUGAGCAUACACACGCAUAUGGAGCAGAUGAAGAGCCAAAUAACGCCAUCGAAGAUGGGCCGCCUUCGGAUUCGAAGCUCCCGUCGUCUGACCCAGUCCAAAGGCGAGGGCGGAGGGCCAGACGGCCGAUUGAGACACCACAGCCACGCUCGAAGGAGCCGAUGACGGUGCCGUCUUCGAGCUUGACAACGCUAUCCGCGACACCAUUGGCGUCCUCCAGCACGACGCCAGGGACACAGAUCUCACCAGUUUCUUCGCGAAAGGGAGCCGUGCAAACAACAUCUCCCGCCAACAGCAAAAACCUACGCAAACGUGCAUUGAGAGGCGCAGUCGGAUCAUUGUCUCCACAGCCGACGCGGCCAGCCUCUGCACGACGCUCAAUGAGACUAGAUUCGGACUCGACAGAUGAACUGCACCACUCUCAACCGGGUUCACUGCUGGAGAGGAGCCUGGCAGCCUCGAAGUCCGGGCGAUCGUUUAGGCAAAGCAUGACCACUAGCCAUCGCGGUCCGCGCCUAUUUGAUGGGAUGGUGUUUGCUCUCUCCUUCCUGUCCGCCAAGCAGGAACAGCAACGGUCAAAACUGGAGGCACGCAUACUGCAAGCUGGCGGUAUGAUUCUGAAGGAUGGAUUCCAGGAGCUGUUUGAGCAACCAGCCGUGACGAAUACGGCAGCCUCAGCGGCGGAAGAAACGGAUCCCCUCAAAUUGACCAAGGCGGCGGCGCAGUGUGGCUUCACGGCGCUGAUUGCAGAUGGGCAUUCCAGGACCGCAAAGUACAUGCAGGCCCUGGCACUGGGGCUUCCGUGCCUGGCGCCGCGCUGGGUCACGAGCUGCCUGGACAAAGGCGACAUUCUCAAGUGGGAACCCUACCUGCUCUCUGCGGGUGUAUCCGCUGUGCUCGGGCAGGCAACUCGGUCAAGGCUGCUCGCGCCGUACUCUGCCCCAGAUGCAGCGCUUGUAGACACCAUGGACAACAGGGAGAAGCUGCUGCGGGACCGGACGGUGUUGGUCGUUGCGGACACCAAGAAGAUGAAGAAACAAACGCGGCAGCAGUACAUGUUUCUGGUCCAAGCUCUGGGCCCGGCCCGGCUCUCGAGGGCCACGACAGCCGAUCAGGCACGGGCUGCGCUGAAAAAGUGCGAACAGGCGAGCGAGCCGUUUGACUGGCUGUAUGUGGACGACUCUGUCGGGGCCGUCGACGCGAUCCUGAUCCCGCCAACAAAGACUGGCUCCAAGAAGCGAAGGAAGAGCGCGGCGCAGGAGCCUCUUGGGGGUUAUUUGCACGUUCUGACGGACGAGAUUGUCAUUCAGAGUCUCAUCAUGGGACAGAUGGUUGAUAAGGAUGAUAUGGAUUCAUGAAAUUGUUGAUGGGGCGUUGUGGCGACGAGAGACGAGUGGAUUCUGACGGUUAAUAACGCUACAUUAUGAAGGGGGUUUGAGGCAACUGGCUUGGGUAGACGUUGACUUGGUUCAAGACUUGACGUAAGGGAGACCUUGUUGCCAUUGUUCUUUUGCG